Molecule: messenger RNA, 2277 nt
Organism: Zygosaccharomyces rouxii
Lineage: Eukaryota; Fungi; Ascomycota; Saccharomycetes; Saccharomycetales; Saccharomycetaceae
Gene: NAB3
Product: Nab3p
Exons: 1
Coding region: 1-2277 (758 amino acids)
Molecular function (GO): RNA binding
Source: RefSeq, a predicted model, not a curated record
AUGUCUGAUAAUAACGGAGCUUAUGAGCCCGUGACUGAUACUGAUAAUGUUGGGUCCCAGACGGAGGCUUCCGGUUCCUCUGAAGCACAAGAUGCGAUGAAGUCUAUUUUAGCCAGUGUGGAGGAAGCCAAACAGAAUGCCUCUGACAGUGAUGGCAAUGAUGAUGAGGAAGAAGGCUCAGACGACCUGUACGAAGAUAAAUCGGGAAGUGAAAAUGAUAAUAAGGAGACCGGCAGUGCUAAUGAAGAACAAGAGGAUGAAGAAAACACCUCCCAAGGAAGUUCCAAUAAAGAAGAACUAAGAGAUGAGCAUAGUUCAGAAGGCAGUGAUGAGGAGAGCUCAAAGGAGAAGGAUGUGAAAGUAGAGGAAGCGGGCGAAAAACAGACAGAGGAAAAGGAAGAAUCCUAUGAUGAGGAUAACAAUGACAAUGACAACAGCGAGAGUUCUGAAGAGUCUAAUAGAGCACAAGAGGAACAGGACGAAGAAGAAAUGGAUGAAGAAGAAAAGUCAAUCGAGAAUGGGGUAGAUGAGGAUACCAAGCCUGCAUCUGUGCAGAGCUCUCUUAGAGAUGCGACUAUCCACAAUGAAUUGUUACAAAAGCAAGCUAAUUAUAUUAUGGCCAGUGAUAUGUUAAAUUUGGCUGAGUUUCAGGAACUUUCAUCCCGCGAUAAGGUUGCUGCUAUUGUUAAUAUGCUAAAUUCAAAUCCAGACACAGCUCUACCUACAUCGGGUAGUAGUGUUACGAAUAACAGUGAGAGCGAUGGCUUUCCCGAACAGACGAAUUGGCCAAGACCAAGCGUGGAUGAGAAACAGAGGCCAGAUUUGAAUGGACCAAUGACUGCGGUAGAACGUGAGCGUUAUAACAAGUAUUUGCGCGGCGAAAAUAAAAUUACGGAGAUGCAUGACAUUCCGCCAAAAUCAAGACUGUUCAUCGGUAAUUUACCGCUUAAGAACGUUUCCAAGGAAGAAUUGUUUCGUAUCUUUUCACCAUACGGUCAUAUUUUACAAAUUAAUAUUAAAAAUGCGUUUGGAUUUAUUCAAUAUGAUAAUCCUCAGAGUGUAAGGAAUGCGAUAGCGCAUGAAUCCCAAGAGAUGAAUUUUGGUAAGAAAUUGAUUCUAGAGAUUUCUAGUUCAAAUGCAAGACCACAAUUCGAUCACGGUGACCAUGGUACAAACAGCAGUUCUACUUUCAUUUCAUCAUCGAAAAGACCAUUUCAACAUGAAGAUAAUGAUGCUGCGGACAUGUACAAUGAUAACCAAGGCUAUAAGAAAUCAAAGAGAUGUGUUCCAGCCUGUGUCAUUUACGUUAAGAGGACAGCCGAUAGGAGUUAUGCCAACGAAGUAUUCAGCCAUUUUAGACGUGGUACAGGUUUAGAAACCGAUAUGAUUUUUUUGAAGCCACGUAUGGAGUUGAGACGUAUGAUUAACGAUGUUGCCUACGACGGAGUUUGGGGGGUUAUUCUCGUCAAUAAAACAAGAAAUGUGGACAUUCAAAUUUUUUACAAAGGCCCUCAAGGUGAAACUAAAUUUGACGAAUAUAUCAGCAUUUCUUCUGAUGAUGCAAUUGCCAUUUUUAACAAUUUGAAGACAAGCAAAGGUAGUGGCGGUAUGAGCGCCAGUAGGGCACCACCACCAACUACUCUUGUUGGUGCACCUAACCCAUAUGCAGCUGCUGCACCACCUCCACCACAUCAAUCCUAUUAUGGUGGUUACGGUCUCACUCCACCAAUGGCUCAACAACCACCAAUGGCCCCUCAACAGCCACCUUACGUCCAGGCCGCUCCCUCUGCAUAUGCGCCAUAUGGAGCACCUGCACCUGCACCUCCAACCGCUACACCUUAUGGUAGGUAUCAACCUCAAUUGGCACAACCAAUGCCUGCAGCACCACCCCCACCACCUGCCGCUGCUGCUGCUGCUGGUGACCCAGGUCAGCAUCAACUGCUAGCAGCUAUUCAAAAUCUACCACCUAAUGUGGUUUCCAAUUUACUAGCGGCUGCUCAACAACAACAACAGCAACAGCAACAACCUCAAACUAACCAGCAACUACUUGGACUCUUACAAUCGAUGCAACCACAACCACAACCACAACAGCAACAGCAACAACAGUUCGCAUCUCAACCAGUACCACAACCACAGUUUCAACGACUCCAACAACAACAUUUUCCUCAACCACCAGCACCCUUGAAUUCUCCACCACAUCAAACUCAACAACCACAGCAGUCAGCAGGUAACAACGUCCAAAGUCUCUUGGACAGUCUGGCUAAAUUGCAGAAGUGA